AUGAAGUCCUCCGUCUCGGUCCUGUACCCCAACGAGCAGGUCUCGCGCAAUGUGACGGCGUACUCGGAGAGCAGCUCGACGCCGCUACCGGCACACAUUGUUGCGUACCAUGACCACAUCGACACCACGCAGCCCGAGACGUCGAUGCUCAUGAUCAGCAACUUUCAAGCGCAGAACCAUAUCUGGCUCGCCAAGUUGAUUGGGGCAAAGCGAGUCCUGGAAAUCGGCGUAUACGUCGGCUACUCCGGCAUGGUCUGGUCCCACGCCGUCGGCCCCAACGGCACAGUAACGGGCCUCGAGUUCGACGCAAACUACGCAAAGCAAGCCCAGGAAGCCUGGGCCGCCAACGGCAUCAAGAACGCAUCCGUCAUUGUCGGCGACGCCCUCCAGACCCUGCCGACCCUCCAGCCCGACGAGCCCUACGACCUAAUCUUCAUCGACGCCCAAAAGUCAGGCUACCCUUCGUACCUCUCCACGAUCCUCUCCGCCUCGCCCGCCUCCGGGGGCAAGCGCCUGCUGCGCGCGGGCGGCCUGAUCGUCGCGGACAACGUGCUGCGCCGCGGCAUCGUCGCGGACGACUCGGACGGCAACCCGUGGGUGCAGCGCGAGAAGGGGGAGCGGGCGGCGUACUGGAAGAGCGAGGACGUGGAGAAGCUGCGCGAGUUCAACCGCAUGGUGAGGGAGGACGAGAGGCUGGACAGCUGGCUGAUGCCGCUCUAUGACGGGGUUCACCUUGCGCGGUUGGUGGACUAG
Colletotrichum chrysophilum is the source of this 753-nucleotide messenger RNA. RefSeq lists its product as uncharacterized. The transcript has 3 exons. The coding region runs from base 1 to 753 and encodes 250 amino acids. Lineage: Eukaryota; Fungi; Ascomycota; Sordariomycetes; Glomerellales; Glomerellaceae. The record is from RefSeq and is a predicted model, not a curated record. Gene Ontology annotation, molecular function: O-methyltransferase activity; S-adenosylmethionine-dependent methyltransferase activity.